Molecule: messenger RNA, 312 nt
Organism: Homalodisca vitripennis (glassy-winged sharpshooter)
Lineage: Eukaryota; Metazoa; Arthropoda; Insecta; Hemiptera; Cicadellidae
Product: sex peptide receptor-like
Exons: 1
Coding region: 1-312 (103 amino acids)
Biological process (GO): G protein-coupled receptor signaling pathway
Cellular component (GO): membrane
Molecular function (GO): G protein-coupled peptide receptor activity
Source: RefSeq, a predicted model, not a curated record
AUGUAUUUGGAUUUGGCGCCUUUCCUCUUGCUGAUCACCAUAGUGGCCAACACGCUGAUAGUAGUUGUACUCAGCAAGCGACACAUGCGGACUCCCACUAACGCCGUGCUGAUGGUGAUGGCUCUCUCAGAUAUGUUCACAUUGUUGUUCCCCGCCCCGUGGCUCUUAUACAUGUACACGUUCAGCAACCACUAUAAGCCUCUCACCCCAGUGAGAGCAUGUUACGCUUGGGCCUUCAUGAAUGACGUCGUCCCUACACUCUUCCACACCGCCUCCAUCUGGCUGACCCUGGCCCUCGCUGUCCAGAGGUAA